This is a messenger RNA of Rodentolepis nana, 4161 nucleotides long. NCBI's taxonomy places the organism in Eukaryota, Metazoa, Platyhelminthes, Cestoda, Cyclophyllidea, Hymenolepididae. The record is from the annotation of a GenBank genome assembly.
AUGCGUACUGCUGCUGUAAUAGAAAACACGGAUGCUCCAUCCCAAAUUGAAAACUCGUUCAUUGAUCUGGAGAACGCGAACGACAACAUUCGUCGUCAAGCACUCGAUGAUAUUGAAAAUCUAAGCACAGGGGUUCCAAAAGAACAGUUCAUCAGCAUUUACCGAAGACUACUCAGCUGUUUUAAGAUAUAUCCCCCAAAUUCCUCUUUCACUAUACGAUUUGGAAGGCGUAUUUGGGAAAAUUUGCAAGAAAGAAGAACAUAUUUUAACUGCGAGGAAUUGUUGAAAAUGUUUUUGGAUGUCAUUGCUUCCAAGAUAAAAGGAGCUGACAAUUCUUCACUCAACGAAUAUCUAGUGAUGGCAGAAGACGCUAUUUCCAAUGCUGGACAUCUGUUGAAAGAUAGCCGAUUUAUGGAGUUGUUUCUGCAAUAUUUGCAACUGAAAUACUUGUCUUUACCUCACUAUAUCAAACCUAUGCUAACGAGAAUAAUAUCAAUUAUUGAGUCUUCAAGUUUGCAAUACGGCGGAGCUAUAAGAGACUCACUCCCUGUUGCAUUACAACUUACCCACCUUGGGUCAUGGGAGCUUCGCGAAGCCAUUUUCCGUCUGUUACGAAGAGUUUAUGAGGCCAUUUCUGCUUCAACUGACAAACCUUUCUUGGACUGCAAUUUCGAAACCGUUGGCGUUCUGCUCGAGGCUCUCAGUGAUAAUUGCGCUCGAAUAUAUCACCAAAGACAAGAUGAAGACGUGCCCACAAGCGUCUUGAUUGCCUUGCCUCUUGGUUGGCUCAUUCAUUCAAUGGAGGAGGAUGAAGGCGAAUUCGAAACUCAUGAAGCUCUUAUUAAUGGAGUGGUUAUUAUUCUCAACUACUUACAUCUCAUUUCCCAAUCAAAUGUUGGAAUUAUCAAGUGGCUUCUGCACCCCAAAUUCAACUUUACCGCCAGCGUUGUUGCCUUGCUACUUUACAGCAGGGAGGAAAUAGUGGAGGGGUGUGUCCUCGCACUUCUUGACUCCAUUAUUUCGCAGAUAGAGAAGAGCCGAUAUGCUGAAGACCGCGAAGUGAAGGUGCAGGUAGAAAGGGAGGCUGAGCGUCUUCGUGUGAAUAUGGCAUUCAUUGAGGCUUUGCAUUCAAGAAAUAGAGCGGAAGCAGGCCAAAUUAUGAGCAAAUCUGCAGAGGACCUGUUCAAUGACCAUCGAAAUCGCGAUCCCCUCAUUUGGGCUGAUUAUUUGGGAGCAAGUGAAUGGAAAGAGUAUUUGUUGAAAUGUUCCAACGGGGUUGGUGACAACAACUCACGUAACAUAAGGCUGCACCUGGAAAUGGAAAGGUGGACAUUAAUGAGGAGUUUGAAUGUAGAAUCCAGUCAAAGUCGUCAGCGUCUUCAUCUCUUCUACUUCUUGGCGGAACUCUUGCCUGUCCUCUUGAUGAAAUUCCAGAAAUAUCCUUCAGAAAUUCAUCGGUACGCAAUAAUUUUGCUGAUACACAAAAUAAUUAAUAAUAUGUCUGGACCAAUAUUGGAGUGGACACUUCUGCUAACGGCGGGUGGCAACAUCUGCCUGCACACACUUUGCUACGUAAUUCGUGACGCAUAUAGGAGUCCAGAUCAUAAAACGGUAGUUGCAGCUUACGAGGUGUGGAAAAGUCUCGUCAGGGCAGUACCGUCGGGACCUGCGCGUCUAGUCGAUGAAUACAAACGACGUCACAUACUCCCUCGAUUCAAUCAGCCUUCCACACUGGGAAUCUACCUGAUGCUUUGGCAGAAUGAAAAUUGUUGCGAAUUAGCGGAAAUCAGUCGAGGCGUUUAUAGUGCGGCUGAGUACCGCAGUAAAGAAGUUGUGAUAUUUCAACUGGAGAGGCAUUUUCAGGCACUUAAGAGUAUUUUCGGAGGUGCGGACAUGGUGCUGACUGCGUCCAAACUGCGAACGAGUGGAAUCAUAGAUGCUCUCCUCGACUGUCUCGCAGCAUCUUCGUGCUACAAGUGGCACCGAUCGAUCAAAGUUGGCACAAUGGAAAACCAUCAUGACUUCUUAAUUCAACGUCGUAAUGCGUUUAUGCUUCAAUUUCACAAAUCGCAAGAAUUGAAUAGGCUAUUUCGGCUUCUAGUGGAGGAGGUGGAAGAGGUUGGGACGUUUUCAAUAUACUUGCCCGAGCUUCGUUUGCACAUGAAAAAUAUGUGGGCUUCCUGUACCGAAGAUCCAACGAGCGUGCGAGGACGGCAAAUGGCUAACUGGCACUUCGUGUUGAAAGGAAGAACUCUGGAGGUGACACAGAGUGACAAAGCUAUCCAAAUAUUGGAACAGUGGUUUGACAUAAUGCCCGAAUCAGAAUUGGAUAAUCUUGAGAAUACUGAAGGUCAUUUACUGGGAGUUUGGGCAAAGUUGCAAUUGCACGAACCUUUUGGUUCCAACGAUGGGGAGAAUUGGAGUACUCUCUCAGUGCACAAGAAUGAGAGUAGAAUAUGUGGAGAGAGUGUACUUUUUCCACUCCAAUCAGACAGUGCCUUAUCGAGCGAUGGAAGGAGUUAUCGAAUGUUUCGUAUUGUGGACUUAUCACCAAUAGACAAGCAGAAAAGAAUGCAAGUUUGUGGCUUAGACUUUUUUGGAAAGAUUGUUGGUAUUCACCAGAAGUUGUUAGAUGAUGACUCUCUAGAGACCAACUUCAGUACCAAAUAUUUAAUAAGUCAAAUGAAAGCUGUCAAGAGGGGAGCAAAGUUUGCACCGGUGGAAUAUGCAAGAGGUAUGCGAAGUGAAUACAAUCUUCAUGGGGGAGAUAACGAACCAAUGAAUGGUGCAUUCAGUGUGUUAUUUGAUUUCGCUAACUGCAUCAACAUGAAGACUAAAAAGAGACUCCCUCCACCACGAUUCCAAUUGGUUGCCACAAACCAGUGGAUGAAUGCAAUUGAAUCCAUCGAAAUCGACAAUUAUAAUACUCCGAUUUUGAAGUACGCAAUGCGACUUGCUGAGAUGUUGGCUCGAAAAGGUUAUUACGCAGAAACAAGUCUGUCACUUAAGUGCUUUCUUUCCGAAAAUUCGGAGGGAUUGGCCGCCACUUCCACCGCCACCACCCCUACUGAUUCAGAUAGAUCACUUCAACUUGCUUACUUACUCCAUGAACUAUCAUCCACCUACGUCACAGGCAAGUCGAGAGGUGGUGAAAGUGGGUCUGCAGAGGACCGCGCAAAAGCAGGCUUGAAGUAUUAUUCUCAACGUCUGUGUAGAUUGAUUGAACGCCAAUUGAACGAAAGUACUGUUAUUGGACUGGGCAUCAUUCCACACUGGUGUGACAGCUUAGAACGAGAGCACUGUCAUUGGACUGGGCAUCAUUCCACACUGAAUGGCUGGGUAGAAAGUGUUACAGAGACAGCACAAAGAAAUGCUGUUGACGGUGAUGGCGGAAGGCAAUUUUGGAGUAGUGCGGAACGCCUGAUGAAUGAAAAUGCCGAAUCGAAACUUGAAUUUACUUUUUCCUAUGAUGGUGAACCGGGAAUCGGUGAUGGGGUGGAUCGGGACUUCUACUCAGAGUUGAGCAGAGAAUUCUGCCGAAAAUCUGGUCACAUGUGGUUGGAUGCAUCUAAGAGCGAGGAUUCUCUCUUCGUGCAUACACAAUUUGGGCUCUUUCCUACUCCAUACCCACGACAUCUUGUGCCCGUAGGCGUACUCAGGCGAUUUCAUAUUCUUGGCAUUUCUAUAGCCAAAGCUCUCCAGUUGUCGGGGAGUAGACAUUGGCUCACUGGACUGCUUGACGAGGAAGACUUUCUUCUUCUCUACCCGCAUUAUCGAAGCAUUCUCCCGGGUCUUUUGGAGCUUUACCGAAGACAAAGAACACAGCUUGAGGAUGGUGACGGCCUUAAAGUGGAGCUUCUGAGGCCAUUUAUAGACUCAGCCAGCAAAGAGAUAUUUGGAGUGGAGUUGGACGACCUCUGUAUACCCAUGACAGUGGAAUGCAAUUCCCAUACGAAAACUACUACUGUGAAGCUUAGAGACGUGUAUCCCUGGGAAUCAGGAAGUGCAACUACUACUAGGGGAGACGACGAAGUCAAUGAGGAGGAGGAGGAGGAAUACUGUAUUUCCCCUCAAAUGGUUAUCAAUGUUCACCUGCACAGAAGUUCAGAAGUUGAUAGGCGGCCAGCUUGCGGAGAAGCCGUGAUCACUGGACGAGCUUAA